Bicyclus anynana (squinting bush brown) is the source of this 1050-nucleotide messenger RNA. RefSeq lists its product as uncharacterized. The transcript has 4 exons. The coding region runs from base 117 to 1001 and encodes 294 amino acids. The record is from RefSeq and is a predicted model, not a curated record. Lineage: Eukaryota; Metazoa; Arthropoda; Insecta; Lepidoptera; Nymphalidae.
CGGGUCGAUAUCCCAGCGCGAGCCGCGAGCCGCCAUUUUGCAACGUGCAUUCAUCAAGAACGGUUGUCAUGUUAUCUGUUGCUGUCUAGUGCUUGAAUCCUAUUAAAUAUUCCACAAUGCCUCGUUUUUCAGUCGGUUCGUCAAGUCAAGUCGUCAAUUUACGGCUCCACAGUCACGAGUUCAUCUCCAAAUUCAUUGACGCAUUCCGCAAGAACCCAUGUCUGUGGAAUACGCAAAACCCUGAAUAUAGAAAAAAGAAGUCCAAAGUAUUAGCAUAUAUUAGGCUGAUGAAGUAUGCACAGAAGGUUGAACCUACAAUCACUGUCAUUGACAUAAAAAGGAAGCUCCAGUCUAUACGCGCUUCGCAUCGAAAAGAAAGAAGAAAAGUUUCUGAGAGUUUAAAGUCAGCUAAAACGUCGGAUGAUGUAUAUGUUCCCAAAUUAUGGUAUUAUAAGCAACUUGAGUUUCUAAACCAGCACAUGGAAGAUUCAUGGGAAAAAUCCAAUAUAGACAGCAUAACUGAAAAGUCAAAUAUUGCAUCCGAUAGGUUAAUUGCUGAUGACAAUUCAUCAGAGAAAUGUAUUCCUUCUUUCGAGGAACUUGAAAUCAAAGAAUAUGUAAGCGACGACGAAGAUAAUAUCUCUGUAAAAUCUGUUAUUUCAAAUGUUUCAUCGGAAUUAGUGGAAUCUGCGCAUGAAACUUGGGAAUCGCCAAAUGCUUCCAAUAUAAUCCCAAAAAUAGAACCCAAUCAGUCCUUCCAACUCGACGGAAAUAACGAAUCCACGAAUGAAAUCCUUAGUUACAUUGCGAGGAAAAUAGAUAAUGACAAGGACGAGUAUGACAUUUUCGGCAAAAACGUAGCAGCAGAACUAAGAACUAUGAAUCACCAGCAGAGGAUUAUCGCCAAGAAGCUGAUGAACGAUGUGAUCUUUCAUGGCCAAUUGCAACAGCUAACUGUGGAAACUCAAAUUCAAAUUAAUAAUUUUUAUUCGGAAUCUUAGGCUAAUAUUACGUUAAUAUAUAUUUACAAAUAAAAAUAUAUCAUUAAUA